GUCGUCAGCCGCUCCGUCUGUGACUACUUCUUCGAGGCGCAGGAGAGGGCCUCGGAGGCGGAGAACGUGCCGCCGGUGAUCCCCACGCCGCACCACUACCUCCUCAGCGUCUACCGCCACAAGAUCUUCUUCGUGGCCGUCAUCCAGAGCGAGGUGCCGCCUCUCUUCGUCAUCGAGUUCCUCCACCGCGUCGUCGAUACCUUUCAGGAUUAUUUUGGUGUCUGUUCAGAGGUGAUGAUCAAGGACAAUGUUGUGGUGGUCUAUGAGGUGCUGGAGGAGAUGCUGGAUAAUGGCUUUCCAUUGGCAACAGAGUCUAAUAUUCUUAAGGAACUGAUAAAGCCUCCCACUAUCCUGCGAACAGUUGUCAACACCAUCACAGGAAGCACUAAUGUGGGUGACCAGCUUCCUACCGGACAGCUAUCUGUGGUGCCUUGGAGACGUACUGGUGUAAAAUAUACCAACAAUGAGGCGUAUUUUGACGUGAUUGAGGAGAUAGAUGCAAUCAUUGACAAAUCGGGUUCUACGAUUACUGCUGAAAUCCAAGGGGUGAUUGAUGCUUGUGUCAAGCUGACUGGGAUGCCAGACCUUACCCUCUCCUUUAUGAACCCUCGAUUAUUGGACGAUGUCAGCUUUCAUCCAUGUGUGCGUUUUAAGCGCUGGGAGUCAGAGAGAAUACUCUCCUUCAUUCCACCUGAUGGAAAUUUUCGCUUGCUCUCCUACCACGUCAGCGCUCAGAAUCUUGUGGCAAUUCCUGUCUACGUUAAACACAACAUCAGUUUCCGUGAUAGCAGCUCGCUGGGACGUUUUGAGAUCACAGUGGGGCCAAAGCAGACUAUGGGGAAGACCGUAGAGGGAGUGAUGGUCACUAGCCAGAUGCCAAAAGGUGUCUUAAAUAUGACCCUCACGCCCUCUCAGGGAACACAUAUCUUCGAUCCAGUUACAAAGUUGCUGUCGUGGGAUGUGGGGAAAAUAAACCCCCAGAAGCUGCCAAGCCUGAAGGGGAGCGUGAGCCUGCAAGCUGGGACAUCAAAACCAGAUGAAAACCCCACCAUUAACCUGCAGUUUAAAAUUCAGCAGCUGGCUAUAUCUGGACUGAAGGUGAAUCGCUUGGACAUGUAUGGGGAGAAGUACAAGCCCUUCAAGGGGAUAAAAUACAUGACUAAGGCUGGCAAGUUCCAAGUCCGAACCUAGAGGAUCCUGAUAGUGAGGAAGAGCACUUUCCUGUUUCUCCUGUCCCUGGCUGUUGGAUGAGCCUCUUACCCCAUCCAUCUGUUUAGGGUUGCUCCCUUGCCUGUAGUAGCAUGAGCAGGAGAGCCAGUGCUUAGGGUGCUGGGGAGCAGGGAAAAGUAAGGUUGACCUGAAACCAUCUCAUCCCUGGCUGAGCCUGAAGUAUUUGGAACAAUGGCAGAUGGGAGAGGUGUUCAGGUCCCUUGGGAUUAGUGAGUCAGCUAUGUAAGCUUGUAUCACCUUCAUUUUGCUGUCUUAAAGGAAAUUCUAGGG
Messenger RNA from Nipponia nippon (crested ibis), 1500 nucleotides. RefSeq names its product adaptor related protein complex 3 subunit mu 2 (gene AP3M2). Gene Ontology annotation, cellular component: clathrin adaptor complex. The record is from RefSeq and is a predicted model, not a curated record. Gene Ontology annotation, biological process: intracellular protein transport; vesicle-mediated transport. NCBI's taxonomy places the organism in Eukaryota, Metazoa, Chordata, Aves, Pelecaniformes, Threskiornithidae.